Molecule: messenger RNA, 1644 nt
Organism: Alternaria burnsii
Lineage: Eukaryota; Fungi; Ascomycota; Dothideomycetes; Pleosporales; Pleosporaceae
Exons: 4
Coding region: 1-1644 (547 amino acids)
Source: RefSeq, a predicted model, not a curated record
AUGAUUGGAAUCUCAAGGCUCUGGGUGGCUUCGGCGCUCCUGGCUGAACAUGCAUUUGCUCGUGGUAGUCUAGUCCUACGCAAUGAUACGGAAACGUAUGCGACGGGCCUGUUACAUGAGUCGAUGGAUUGGAUGGACAUGUAUUACGAUAAUGAAAGAGCAUAUCUGUUCAGCUUGGAUGCUGCUGCUCUGACACACGAGACCAGAGCGAGCGUUUGGUAUGCAGCUGGCUUGUUGGCGCGCAACGAAGCCGAUGACGUUGAGCAGGCAGUACGGAUCGUGAAGAAUGUCAUCGGAGGGCAAUUCAAAAACGAAAGUCAACAAUGGUUUGGCGACUACCAAAAAUAUCCAGAGGAGCCAGCCGUAGGUACAGAACAAUACCCAGCUGAGAUCUACAACUCGUGGGAUCCCAACUGGCGCGGCUUCAUUGGCACGACUUUCGUCGUCAUGCUAGAGGAAUUUUCUCAUCUACUCCCCCAAGAUGUCCAAGACUACAUGAUGGAAAGCUUGUUCAACACCACCAUCGGAGACAGUUACCGCGUUGGCGGCGUCGACGACGAUAAUCUGUACCCGGCUUACAGCAACCCCUCCAUCAUGCGCGCCUUCGUCUCUGGCUACGUCGGUCGCCGCGCCAACGACUCCAAUAUGACGAUCGCAGGCGAGAACUACGCGAAAGAAAUUAUCGACCUGUUUGUCCGAGACAACACACUUUCCGAGUUCAAUUCUGGAACCUACGCUGGUGUUUCGCUGUUUGCGCUUACGCUUUGGGCGAAGUAUAUGCCAAACGACAGUCUGAUGGGCGAGUAUGGACCAAGAAUGCUUCGCGAUACCUGGUCCGUACUGGGAGAAUUGUAUCAUGCGGACAUGAAGAACGUGGCUGGGCCGUGGGAUCGCGCAUAUGGGUUCGACAUGAACAAGUAUCUGAGUAUCUUAGCGCUGCAAAUGUGGACGCUUGUGGGCAAGGAGAUGGCACCUAUUAACAAGAAGCCGUACGCCAUGGGCCAUAAGGAUGACUUCGCGAUUGGCCCCCUAAUUGCUAUUCUGGCGCCCUACCAUAACACGCUAGUUCCAAACGCCACGCUCUCAUCUCUGUCCAAGUUUCCAGGCACACAUACUGUUAGGACCUCCGCAUUCUCUCCACCGUACGACUAUGAGCCGCGAAAUAUCACGGCUUACCUCUCCCCUGAUCUGACCAUCGGUGCUGAAUCCUUCAACGAAACUGUCGUCGGUGGCCCGGCUAAAAACCAGAACUCUUUCAAUCCAGCAGUCGUGCAGUGGAAGAGGCAGGACGGUAGUGUGGGCUGGAUGAGUUUGUAUGCUCAGAGUUUGGCUUUGGAUGUGGCGGUUGAAGAGGGAAGCUUGCAACUUGAGUAUCCGGUGGGGAAUGCAUCAAGUGCGUUUUCAUUCUUGGUGGGAACGAACGGCUGGGAUGGUAAGAGGGAUGUGGCAGGUUGGGCGGAUGUAGAGGGUGUUCAAGUCAAUGUUACCGGAUCUGUGGAUCUAGAACCCGAUGUUACAUUCAAUGGGCUGUUUGGCGGAGCUGGUGAGGUUAUCAACGACUUUGAGUUUUGGAACUUCACGUAUAGGAUGCCAGAAGGGAGCGAGGAGAUGCCGUGGGUAAGGCUGAACUUUGAGGUUGUGUAG